GCAGUUAAACAUUACUUGAGCCGCACUGUUCCGAAAAAAGAUUAUGAAGAAGGUCACAACAGCAAUAACAGUUAUGACGAUGACCAUCAUCUUGGAGUGGACGACUCUUCUCAACUUGAAUCAAGUUCACCAUUCGCCAGAGGCUGGUAUCCAACUGGAGGCGUUUGA
Mucor mucedo is the source of this 168-nucleotide messenger RNA. RefSeq lists its product as uncharacterized. The record is from RefSeq and is a predicted model, not a curated record. Lineage: Eukaryota; Fungi; Mucoromycota; Mucoromycetes; Mucorales; Mucoraceae. The annotation marks the transcript as partial. The transcript has a single exon.